Tremella mesenterica DSM 1558 is the source of this 465-nucleotide messenger RNA. RefSeq lists its product as uncharacterized. Bases 1 to 465 code for a protein of 154 amino acids. The record is from RefSeq and is a predicted model, not a curated record. Lineage: Eukaryota; Fungi; Basidiomycota; Tremellomycetes; Tremellales; Tremellaceae. The transcript is spliced from 2 exons.
AUGGCAACAAAUCAAGAGGAUCAAACCAUGAAUCCCGAACAUUCGCAGGUUGAUGCACACCCCGAGGGAGGCAAUUCUCAAUCACGAUCAAUCACCAUAUCCCCAAGACCUGGCGACACGUCUGACCCGGUACUCAUGGCUCAAUUCAAGCAAAAGAUGACUAUGAGCUUCCAAAAUGAUCCGGCGGCAUGGGACCGCUUGGUACGAGUCUUUCUGCUUCAAUCUAUGAGCAAUGUAGUUGGUACUGACAUUAGACAGUAUAACGGCUCCGGAUGGGACACCAACCCCCGUCCGAAUAUGGGGAUGCUCACUGCCUUUGAUACUGCGCAACACAUUGUAGCGGCCGGAAAUCAUGGGGAACCUUGGAAUCUGAUAAAUGAAAACAUGUUUCAGGAAAGUGAUGGAAACAAUGAUCAUCCUCCCUCAGGAGUGUCGGCCUCUGGAGGAGGGAAAUAUGGUCAAUAG